Messenger RNA from Marmota flaviventris (yellow-bellied marmot), 1529 nucleotides. It is a transcript of the gene Gid8, whose product is annotated as GID complex subunit 8 homolog. Lineage: Eukaryota; Metazoa; Chordata; Mammalia; Rodentia; Sciuridae. Gene Ontology annotation, molecular function: protein binding. The record is from RefSeq and is a predicted model, not a curated record.
CUGCUGGGCGAUUGCCGCCGUCGCCCCUCCCCGGCCCCGGGAGCGGCCGCGGAGCCGCCGCCGCCGCCCACACUGCGCUGCGCGGAAGGCGGGAUCCACAAGAAAUAAACCAGAAUGAGUUAUGCAGAAAAGCCUGAUGAAAUCACGAAAGAUGAGUGGAUGGAAAAGCUCAACAACCUACACGUCCAGCGGGCGGACAUGAAUCGCCUCAUCAUGAACUACUUGGUCACUGAAGGCUUUAAGGAAGCAGCGGAGAAGUUUCGCAUGGAAUCUGGAAUUGAACCCAGCGUGGAUCUGGAAACUCUUGAUGAGCGAAUCAAGAUUCGGGAGAUGAUUCUGAAGGGUCAGAUUCAGGAGGCCAUUGCAUUGAUCAACAGCCUCCAUCCAGAACUCUUGGACACAAACCGGUACCUUUACUUUCAUUUGCAGCAACAGCAUCUAAUUGAGCUGAUCCGCCAGCGAGAGACUGAGGCGGCACUAGAGUUUGCCCAGACGCAGCUGGCAGAGCAGGGUGAGGAGAGCAGAGAGUGCCUCACAGAGAUGGAGCGAACACUAGCCCUGUUGGCCUUCGAUAGCCCCGAGGAAUCACCCUUCGGAGACCUUCUCCACAUGAUGCAGAGGCAAAAGGUUUGGAGCGAAGUUAACCAAGCUGUUCUAGAUUAUGAAAAUCGCGAGUCGACACCCAAACUGGCAAAAUUACUGAAACUGCUACUGUGGGCUCAGAAUGAGCUGGACCAGAAGAAAGUGAAGUAUCCCAAAAUGACAGACCUUAGCAAAGGGGUGAUCGAGGAGCCCAAGUAGAGCCUGUGCAGGCCCACCGCGCCACUCCCCACAGGACUCGCCUUCCCUGGCACAGCUGUAAGGUUCCCACUGCAGUAGGAAGCUUUUCCCCCUGGUACUUUUUUUUUUUUUUUUUUGACUCAGCAUCUUUCUUAAAAGGAAAACGGCUCUUUUAAAUGUUGGAAGCCCCUCGGUGAAGGGUGCCAUCUGGGAAAGCUGUCCGGCUGUGCACUGGUGUGUCCUGAGGACCUCAGCGCCUUGUGUCCCUGUCGGGGUGCUCUUGUGCCUGGCUGCCAUCGGGGCUGGGUUCCUAGGGCUGCUGGGUCGACCCCGGCCUCCCUUUGAGGGGCAUGAAGAGCACCCGUCACUCUUGCUUUCUGCUGGCUUGUAGGCAGACAAUGCCUUUGUUAAUUUUCCUAAGUCUUGUCAGGCCUUCAUCUUCAAGUUUUUCCUCACCCAUGUUUUUCAUUUUUUUUUUUCCCUUCUCUAGGAAACAAUAUAUAAAUUUGUAAAUCCUAAUUCAAAGAUGACUUUCGUGUGAGGGUAUUGAGUUGGAUUUGUUUUUCUCUUUUAGUCUGGGUUAUGUGGCUUUCGGGGAGACGUGUGUAAGGGGUGGAGCUGUGUGCAUUUUAAUUUUUUAUAUAUAUAUUUUGGUGCUGUAUGUGAUGAGAGACGAAUCAGUGAACCAUCUCUUGUAGGCAGUUUUGUUGAAAAUAAAGGUUUCUCUUUGAUUUCAAUAAUGACCACAA